UUAUCUGGAGAACCGUGGCAGGUGUUCAAGUCUCCGGUAUAUUAAAACCACCGCCUGAUGCCUACGGUUAAUACGCUUCACAACGCGCAGCGAUGACGAGUUGCUUUACAGGUGUGAGAGGAGUGGUGAUGGGUGUGGUGGUGAUGGCCUCCAUCGUCACCGCCUGCUUCCCGCGUCUCAAGCAGCAUCUAAAUUUCAUCCAAGAUGAUAAGGUGAGGAAGUUCCCGUGUCCAGAUGACGACGAAAUUUCUCCCUGCACGUGUACCUACAACAUAACUAUUGACCUCCGGUGCAGUAAUUUGACCAGCGAGGAGGAACUGACCUCAGCGUUCCAAGCGUCCUUCCCCAUCAACAGAGUCAAUUCAUUUGUCCUUGAAUACUCCAACAUCAGCGAGCUCAGUGAUGACGUGUUUGGGGACUUAGCUUUCGGCUCGGUGAGGCUUGACAGCAACAACCUAACGACAGUGGGGUCAGACGUGUUCAAGAACUCGUAUAAUUUCAUGGAGGAAUUUUACAUGUACGAGGAGGAUAGUGAUGUGAUGUAUGACUGGCCCCUGGAAAAUAUUAAAAGUUUCACCCAAAUGAAAACAAUCCACGUUAGUGGCCCCUAUGACACUGUAAGUGUUCUGACGUCGCAGACGCUCACCUCGGCCACACUGAGCCUCUACUACCUCACCUCCCUCGCGGACGACAUGUUCUCCGGAGCUCCUAACCUUGUCAACAUCGGUCUUACAAACACUCCGCUGAAAACUAUCCCGAGAAACAUCUUCCUGGCACUUAAAAAUCUGGAAAAUGUGGAGAUAUCAGAUGCCAAUAUAGAAACUCUGGCUGAAUCUUCCUUUGCCUUUGAUGCUGAGAACUUGACAUAUGUGGGUCUGUCAGGAAACAAUAUUAAAACCAUCUCUGUGGGAGCAUUCUCAGGUAUAUAUGAGGAGGUGCAGGUCAAUCUCUCCAACAACCUCCUCACAACGGUCGACAAAGACGUCUACUAUCCGGUCAUCGAGGAGCUCACCGACGGAUUCUUUGAUCUGAGCGACAAUCCUCUGUCGUGUGGCUGCGACCUCUUCUGGCUCGCCUCUCUCCCGGAGGAAGAGAGGAAUCGCACGAGGGGAGUGGUGUCGUCAUGCAACAUCGGCUCAAACAUAGAGCUCGACACCCUGAUAGACUUCCUGAAGUACCAGUGUUCUGUAACAACUGUAACUCCCCCUCCUGAAGACUAAAUUCCUUACAGGAAGUAAAGGCGGGGGGAAGAAGCUUGCUGUCUUAUUGUGAACAAUAUUUGUAUCGUGAUUGUGAACAAUAUUUGUUUCUCACCUGUUUUUAGACACAGUAAAGUCAUACUUAUGUAACUCACUGUGAAUGUUAUAGGAACAAAUACUUCCAAUAAAGUCGACUUCAUAAAA
Molecule: messenger RNA, 1403 nt
Organism: Procambarus clarkii (red swamp crayfish)
Lineage: Eukaryota; Metazoa; Arthropoda; Malacostraca; Decapoda; Cambaridae
Product: oplophorus-luciferin 2-monooxygenase non-catalytic subunit
Cellular component (GO): plasma membrane
Source: RefSeq, a predicted model, not a curated record